AUGAGGAAGAUCAAGGCUACACUAGAUGUUCAUGAGUCCUCCUCUCCCCCACCCCUCCCCUCAGAGUCAGGCAGCCUGGAGGGAUCAAGUCCUCAAGGGUCCUGGGCACAAUCAGCACUGUCUCAGCCUCCCUCAGUGUCCAGGGCUCCUGGACAGACAGUCGCCAUAUCCUGUGCCGGAAGCAGCAGUGACUUUGGGGUUAAAACUGUUUCCUGGUACCGACAGCACCCAGGCCUGGCUCCCAAACUCCUCAUUAAUGAGGUCAGUAAAUGUCCCUCAGUGAUCCCGCUUGUGGCACCUGGGGCGGGAGGGGGGAAUGUGCCCAGAGAGCCAGGCGCUGGGAGCCAGGCAGCUGGCCUGAGGGAUGUGGCACUUUGGGGCCAGGAGGUGGGCGUGUGCGGGCCCCCGCCUGAGUGUGUUUCCAGGCCCCUGUGCCUGUUUCAGAACCCUGGGCUCUCCCUCCCAAGUGCCGCCGGCCCUGAGCCCUCCACGCAGCAGCCAGCUCCUGGGCCCCGGUGCUCCUGCCUCUACCGAACCCUGGGGCGAGGCAGGGGAAAGGGGCGCCCCCACCACGCAGGGGGCCCGAGGCACACGCGCCCAGCUCUGGGCAGGCUCUACAGAGAAGCCCCCGCGCGACUAGGUGGAGUCCGACCCGCGGGCUCCAGCUGGAUCCGCCGAAGCACCAGGCGGGGGACGCUGCAGGGCUCAGGCGUCCCCGGGUCCCCUCCGGGCCUCGGACGAAGUGCAGACGCCGCGGGGCCGGAGCCGGGGCUGAAUCCGAGCCUUCACCGCCGGCCCUGGCAGCCCGGAGUGGCAGCGACUGCAUCGCGCUCCCGGCCCGCCGCUUUUCCAGAGGUCCGGGCCACCCGAGCGCGCUGGCGUCUGCCAGUCCGGGGCAACGGGUCCCGCGGGCGGCCGGCGCCGCAUUGCCUGGAGUCUGGUCCCAGGCGGCAGCGGCGCGGCAGCCCCCUGAUUCCCCGGCAGGAGCGAGCGCGGGAGGGAGCGAUCGAUGAGACCCUGCAUGGCAGAGCGGCUGCGCAAUCCGGCCGGGGCUUUCGGGGCCAGCGUGCGCGCUGCUCCGGGGGCGGCAGGGCGCCCGGAACCCCCGCGCUCCGCAGCCUGCCAUGGUGGCUGAGCGAACAGAGCGGCGGCUGCCGCGCUCGAGAUAUUUUUUAA
Molecule: messenger RNA, 1176 nt
Organism: Choloepus didactylus (southern two-toed sloth)
Lineage: Eukaryota; Metazoa; Chordata; Mammalia; Pilosa; Megalonychidae
Product: translation initiation factor IF-2-like
Exons: 2
Coding region: 1-1176 (391 amino acids)
Biological process (GO): immunoglobulin production; immune response
Source: RefSeq, a predicted model, not a curated record